This is a messenger RNA of Equus quagga, 2232 nucleotides long. It is a transcript of the gene PIANP, whose product is annotated as PILR alpha associated neural protein. Bases 154 to 1011 code for a protein of 285 amino acids. The record is from RefSeq and is a predicted model, not a curated record. The transcript has 6 exons. Gene Ontology annotation, cellular component: membrane. Gene Ontology annotation, biological process: regulation of immune response. Lineage: Eukaryota; Metazoa; Chordata; Mammalia; Perissodactyla; Equidae.
GCCGGCCAAAGCCCCUGACCAUGCCCCGUGCCCCACUCGCUCCCGCGACCCCCCAGCGCCGCGCAGCACUGAGCGCCCGCAGCUGUCGCGCCACCGCGCCAGGCAUGCAGUAAAGGCUGAAAUUCUGGGUCACAGCUGAGGAAGAUCUCGGACAUGGAGUCCAGGAUGUGGCCUGCACUGCUGCUGUCCCACCUCCUCUCUCUCUGGCCACUGUUGCUGCUACCCCUCCCACCACCUGCUCAAGGUUCUUCCUCCUCCUCACCUCGAACCCCACCAGCCCCAGCCCGGCCCCCCUGUGCCCGGGGAGGCCCCUCAGCCCCACGCCAUGUGUGCGUGUGGGAGCGGGCACCCCCACCAAGCCGAUCCCCUCGGGUCCCAAGGUCACGUCGGCAAGUCCUGCCAGGCACUGCGCCCCCUGCCACCCCAUCAGGCUUUGAGGAGGGACCACCCUCAUCCCAGUAUCCCUGGGCUAUUGUAUGGGGCCCUACAGUGUCUCGAGAGGAUGGGGGGGACCCCAACUCUGCCAAUCCUGGAUUUCUGCCCCUGGACUAUGGUUUUGCAGCCCCCCAUGGGCUGGCUACCCCGCAUCCCAACUCAGACUCCAUGCGGGGUGAUGGAGAUGGGCUCAUCCUUGGAGAAGCACCUGCCACCCUGCGGCCAUUCCUGUUCGGGGGCCGUGGGGAAGGUGUGGACCCCCAGCUCUAUGUCACAAUUACCAUCUCCAUCAUCAUUGUUCUUGUGGCCACUGGCAUCAUCUUCAAGUUCUGCUGGGACCGCAGCCAGAAGCGGCGCAGGCCCUCAGGGCAGCAGGGUGCCCUGAGGCAGGAGGAGAGCCAGCAGCCACUGACAGACCUGUCCCCAGCCGGGGUCACUGUGCUGGGGGCCUUUGGGGACUCGCCUACCCCCACCCCUGACCAUGAGGAGCCCCGAGGGGGACCCCGGCCUGGGAUGCCCCAGCCCAAGGGGGCUCCAGCCUUCCAGUUGAACCGGAUUCCCCUGGUGAAUCUUUGAUGCCCCUCAACGUUGGGGUGCCACCAAGCAGGAGGCCAAGGGGCUGGCAUAGCCCCCAUCCCAUUAGGGGGGACAGCUGUUGGAGCUGGGGCCACAGGUGCUCCUGGCUCCCGCCCUUGCACAGCACCCUGGAACACUCACUGGCCCAUAGGUGAUCCUACCUGCUCACCCUUCUUUAGGUGGGGGCCUCACAUAUUUGUGGCUUCUGGACCCCCAUCCCUACCCUUGCACACUCACAUGAAAGCCUUGCACACUCACCUCCACCCUCACAGGCCAUUGCACACACUCAUGCUCUUGUACAGCCAGUCUCCAGACCCUUUCCCCAUCUCCCUCCCUGCCCUCUGCUGACCCCUCCCUUUCUCCCUUUGGUUUCUCCUUCUUCACUUUCUCUUUUUCCCAGGUUCCAUGCUCAGCUCAGUCACUCAGAGGUCAGUGGGUGACUUCACUGUCACCUCUCUCAUGCACUUCCCGGCCCCAUGUUGUGGUGUUGCGUGUCGUGCUCACACUCUCCCUCAGGAACACCCACUGAUCUAGUUUCUGUGGCCCCUGCAUGCUGCCCCAGAGGUGGGUGGGAGGUGAGCUGGGGGCUCCUCAGGCCCCCAACUGUCAUGGUCCCAUGCCAUUCCAUGUCGUGUGUUUCACUGUCUCUCCCAUCCCACUCCAAGGGUGCGCUCAUUACCCUGAGGGCUCCCCCACGGGAAUAGGGGUAGUGAGGCCCCAACUUCUCCCCCACCCCACUGCUAAAUUCUAUUGUCUGGGAGAUGGGUUUUGGGGAGUCACCUGCUGCACUACAUGAGAAAGGGGCUCCCAUUUGCCCUUCCCUUCCUCCUAAGUCCCUUUUGUCUUAUCUGUCCUGGCUGUCUAUGUGUGUCACUCUCUGGAGUUCAGAGCCCCUGAGCCAGUCCUCCAUGUCCCAGCCUCCCUGAGGGCCCCCCUAACUCCACCCAGGCUGCCAGGGAUUGGAGCCCACUGGUUCAAGGCCAUGGGGAGCUCUGCCUCCCAGUCCACCCUCCCCUUCCUAGGCUCCCUCACACCCCUCCUUCCUCCCUCCUUGGUUCUUCCACUCUCCCACCUUUCCUCUUCCCUCGCUCUUCCCCUGAGGUUUGUCCUACUUCUGUUUUUCCAUCUUCCUUCCUUCUUCCUCUCUUACCUGGCUCCUAUGCUGUGAUAUAUAUUUUUGUAUUAUCUCUUUCUUCUUGUGGUGAUAAUCUUGAAUUCUUG